This is a messenger RNA of Phlebotomus papatasi, 2826 nucleotides long. RefSeq lists its product as uncharacterized. Bases 1242 to 1979 code for a protein of 245 amino acids. The transcript is spliced from 6 exons. NCBI's taxonomy places the organism in Eukaryota, Metazoa, Arthropoda, Insecta, Diptera, Psychodidae. The record is from RefSeq and is a predicted model, not a curated record.
CAGUUCAGAGCUCGGUUAGGUGUGGUUCACUUAUAAUUACACCUAUUGUAAUCCUCGGAUUUUAUCUGACACCACCAAGCAGUCUUAUAGAACAUAUUUCGGACACAACUAAUUUCAAAAAUGACCAGCCAUCAAUUUAAAAUGAAAUGUGGAAAGUUUCACUUUAAAACAAGGAAAAUUUUAUGAAAAUACUCGAAAUACAUCGAAGUGGGAACAAAAGAAUCACAUCUACCUUAAACAGUCUAGUUUCAUCACUGCACAAAUCAGAAAGAAGCAAUCACACCUAUUGUAAUCCUCGUAAUUUCUCUAAUACUUCGAAUCUGUCUUACAGAACAUUUUUUGAACAUAAGUGAUUCUUAGAAUUACCAGUGAUAAAUUUAAAGUUAAAUUAGGAAAACUCCGCUUGAAAACAAAUAAAAUUGUAUGAAAAAUGCUUAAAACGCACCGUAUGGUCAAUGAAAGAAUCACACUUACCAUAAGCAGAUUUAGGCUUAAUGUUUGAUUUGACAGAAGCGAAACAAAAACAUCUGAUGAAGUCUCACUUUGCUGUGGAAGUGCGUGUUUUUCUUCGAGAUUUUCUUGAAAAAUGUUGUAAUCGUUAUUGUAACAUUUUCUUGUCAACUUGUUCAGUGGAAUCUCUGGAUGGGUCAAAAUAUCCAGAGCGUCGUGCACCGUGUGUCCCAAAACAGUCUGGAAUUCACAGAGUUGGUAGUCAAUGAUUUUGACUGAUAUUUUUACGAACCUGCACUGAAGGCAAUCUUUGUGAACUUUUCUCCGCCCACAAUUCAACCCUCUUCUAGCGAAAGAUUUUCACGGUAAAUAUUAACCCUGAUAAACCUUCUAUUACUUGGAAUGUUGUUUUUCUUCGAAAAGACUCUUGAAGCAACCCAGGAAAAAAGGCCUAGGCUCCCAAGCUUGUCAGGAAAUGUGAGUUAUAGGAUUAGCUAUUAGAAUAUAUGACCAUGGAUGAUAUUCAUUUAGUAACUUGGAAAAAAAUCAACAUUUACGAACCUGCGACGUUACGAAGGUGCAUAACCUUCCCCUAUACUGAAUUUAUCAAGAAAAAAAGCCCUGUCCAAAUUGUACCAUUGUACAACUUGUACCACUUUACCCUAAUGGUUAAACUACAUUUCCAUAAUUUUCCACUAAGUCGUCUCUCGGCUUAAGACCAUCUGCUCUUCUCAAUAAGGCUCUUUGCCGCAGAUCAGAGUUUUGAGGAAAUCCGGAAACACCAUUAAUCCAUGGAGUACGAAGAGAUCGUAGCCUACGAUUCAGAAUCAGAACAUGAUGACAUUGCUUUGGAUCACCCAUCCCCUGCCUCAGUGAAGCCGAAAAAACAAGAGGGUGGUCGUAAGCUUACUAAACGGGUUUCAGAAGCUCAGCAGAAAGCGCUUAUCAAGUUUAUGACCGCCCAUCCAGAACUUCGGAAGGGAAAAUUCUCCGCCACCUUCACGCAGAAAAUGGCUAAGGUAUUGUGGCAAAAAGCCACAAUCAAACUUAACGCCAUCCCGGGAGGGGCCAAUAAAGACGCCCUUCAGUGGAGAAGAUGUUGGCAUGACAUUAAAAAAGUGAUCCGAGCGAAAGCUGCUGCGGAGCAAAAGCAUCAGGGUAGAAAGAAAAAAAAUGAGAUGGCAGUAUCUGAGCUACUACGCGAGGAGGAAAUGAAAGAAAAUCCUUGUAUUAAAGAAGAGAGAUUGGCAAUGGAAGAUCCACUGAAUGAGGAUUUUGAAAAUCCUGAGUCGCCGAGAGAAGAUGAGGAAAUCAAUUCCUCCACAUCUAAAGUAUUUUACUCCACGGUUGAAAUUCAUCCAGAGGAAAAGAAAGCAAAUGAAAACAUCAAGGAGAACAUUCUGCAGAUGGCACAAGAUCAAGUAAAAGCUACAGAAAAGACCAACGAAAUUCUCUCAAGAAUAGCCGACGAGAUGAAACUUCAUAAUGAACAGAUGAAAAUGUUGAUAGAAAUCUUGCUAAAGAAAUAAUAUAAAAUUAUUCAAAAAGGUCUUUCCAAAGAUAAAUUGUCAAUAGAAAGCCAUUUAUCGAUGUACUCCUUAGAAUUUACUUUGCAAGUUACUUUAAUUUGUUGUUAAUGCGCAUCAAAAUGUGUGAUUCGUCUCUUUAAAUCACUUAAUAUUUAGAGUUCUAUCUAUUUACUAAUAUAAAAGGAAGACUUAGUUCGGAAAAGUGAUUUAAAUUGAUCUGAAGUUUAAGUCAAUAGACUAUUUUUCCAGGUUAAAUAUCUACCUUUUUAUCAAUAAUUAGGGUAAGUGUACCAAAUUUCGGCAUAGUUGUAUGCAAGGGCCAAAGUGUUAUGUUUGAAAUGUAAUAUUUUUAAUACAAAUUGAAUUUAUUUGUUACUUUUCUAUAAGGAGUGUUCCUUGGAACCUUGUAGGCAGUCUAUCGUCUUUAUUUUCUCUAAAUUCACUCUUAAUACAUUCUAAAAUGCAUAAAAAUGUAGACAUUACAUUUGUGGCCUAUUUCGGCCACCUUCAUUUUCACAGUUCCUUGCCAUUCUUGAAUUCUUCUAAUGUCUUUUUUAGAUCAUCUUGUUCGUCGAAGCGACAUUUUUUGUUAUUUUUUUCAUUGUAUUAUUUCUAGAGUAUGCAAAAACUAAAAAUUCAAUGAAAUUCGAGGAAUAAAAAAUGUGGCCGAAAUUACAAGCUGGUCGGAAUUGACACACUUACCUUAAAUCAGCUUUUGAAUAUUAUAUUAAGUGACUCAUAGACACAAUUUAUACAUUUGAAAGUAUAUUAGCGACAAUUAAAAUGAAUCGCAUUUAAAUUUUAAUGAGUGAUAAUACUGUAAGACUUUUCAGAAAUAUACUUUAUU